AUGUCAUCCGCCCUCUGUCCCUCCUUAACAGAGACAUGGGCUCUCUGGAUCACUCGGUCUGCCCGCCCAUAUGUUUGUCAACCUCCCCCCGACUCCCGACUCCCUCAGACUCCUGACUGCCCCAUGCACAUCCUCGACGUCCUCCCCCGCGGCUCAAAUCCGCACACUUACCGGCGCAUCAACACAGACGUCUCCCCGCCGCACUGCCAUCCAUACCCAUCUUCCGCUCCGCAUUCGUUCAUCACUGCAUAUCAACUCAUAACCCCCGACACGGGAACACACGCACGCAUGCACGGCCUCGCACGCGUAUAUUCGACAUCCCAAAUGAUAUGCUACGGUGGUGCGACAGAGGCACCGUGGCGUCGUGGCGGCAGGCGCUCGAGCAAUGACGUCGCUCUCGCCCGUUACACUCACUCGCUCGUGUUUAUGUCUGCAAGCGUGAGCGUGGCUGGGAUCACGCGUCGUCAGGCUGGGCUGCCCGUCGACAUCCUCAUCGAGCACCACUCUCGCACGGCCCAUUUUCGAGCGCGCGCGCAACACGCGGAUCCAUCUAAGAUCCCGUCGUUCGCCCGCUCGCGAGCACGCGAGCCCUUCAGCGAGCCCGUCCACGGCACCUCAGCGCCCGACAUGUUCACCGCGUCCGACACGUUUGAGUCUGCCACGUCUGCCACAUCUGCCCACCCGCUCUCGGCUCCCCCCGACGCGCGCGCGAACCGCACAUCGGCAGCAUACACGCGCACGGGCAGCGGCGGCCGCACGGGCGCCGCGUCCGUCGUCAUUGUCGGCGCGCAUGCAGCGUCCGCCGCGCCCGUUCGCGUUCGCACGGCGCGGCGCGGCGCUGCUGGAGGACGCAGAGCGCGGCACGAUGCGCAAGGGGAGCAGCGGCAGCGGUCGGAGAACGCAGAGCGCGGCGCCACGGGCAGGGGAGGCGAUACACAGACACGACAGCACAGACACACGGCAGCACAGACACAGCAGCGCACGGGCACCGCGUCGUGCUCGUCAUCUUUGUCGACAGCGGCCGCCCGCGCGCGUGUCCGCGAUCGUUGCACGGGGCCGUCGUAG
This is a messenger RNA of Heterobasidion irregulare TC 32-1, 1065 nucleotides long. RefSeq lists its product as uncharacterized. The transcript is spliced from 6 exons. Lineage: Eukaryota; Fungi; Basidiomycota; Agaricomycetes; Russulales; Bondarzewiaceae. Bases 1 to 1065 code for a protein of 354 amino acids. The record is from RefSeq and is a predicted model, not a curated record.